Molecule: messenger RNA, 807 nt
Organism: Prunus armeniaca (apricot)
Lineage: Eukaryota; Viridiplantae; Streptophyta; Magnoliopsida; Rosales; Rosaceae
Source: the annotation of a GenBank genome assembly
AUGGAUGUAAAAACUGCUUUCUUAAAUGGUGAAUUGGAAGAAGAGAUCUAUAUGGAUCAACUGGAAGGCCAUGUUGUUGAAGGUAAGGAGCGCAAGGCUCCCAAGCAGUGGCAUGAAAAGUUUGACAAAGUGCUACUUUCUAAUGGGUUUCUGAUCAAUGAUGCAAAUAAGUGUUUAUAUUGUAAAUCUACUGGUAACUCUUGUGUAAUUAUCUGCUUAUAUGUUGACGAUAUGCUUAUUAUGGGAACUAAUCUUGAGAUUGUUACAGAGACCAAAUCAUUUUUAGCAUCAAAUUUUGAUAUGAAGGACAUGGGUAUAACUGAUGUGAUUCUUGGGUUCAAAUUUACAAGAAAUUCUGAUGGCAUUUGUCUAUCUCAAGAACAUUACAAUGAGAAGAUUUUGAGGAAAUUUGGAUACUAUAAUUGUAAUCAUCUUUCUACACUUUAUGAUGCAACUACCCAAUUAAAGAAAAACAAAGGUAAAAGUGUAUCGCAGUUUGAAUAUGCUCAAAUCAUUGGUAGUUUAAUGUACUUGAUGAAUUGUACCCGACCUGAUAUUGCUUAUGCAGUUGGGAGGUUGAGCAGAUACACUCAAAGUCCAAAUAAGGAACAUUGGAUUGCCAUAUCAAGAGUAUUGAAAUAUUUGAGAGACACAAUGAACUUUGGAUUGAAAUAUAGUGGAUUUCCCGCUGUACUUGAAGGAAAUAGUGAUGCUAAUUGGAUAUCUGAUUCAGAUGAGAUGAAAUCCACAAGUGGGUGUGUGUUUACAAUUGGUGGAGGUGCAUUGUCUUGGAAAUCUUCUACAUAA